Varroa destructor (honeybee mite) is the source of this 1405-nucleotide messenger RNA. RefSeq lists its product as uncharacterized. NCBI's taxonomy places the organism in Eukaryota, Metazoa, Arthropoda, Arachnida, Mesostigmata, Varroidae. The record is from RefSeq and is a predicted model, not a curated record.
CAGGUAGCCCACAGGGUUGAAGGCUAUCGGUCAACCAGGCCAAGCUACUCAACUGGAACAACAGUGAACGUAACGGAAUUAUGAUGAGGAUAUUUCAAGUCUUGACUAUUGCGAUCUUCUCAUACCUCGUCGUCGGUCAAAAAAAUGACAAAGAUGAUGAUAAAUUCUCUAUUGGACUAGGCGUUCUCGCCCCCUCCUACCGCCAAAAGGUGGGUACUGGCAAGGAACUUGGGGCGCAGAUUGAUUUCAACGCAGAAGGCAAAGGAUUCUCGUACACCGUCAGCCAAGGAGAUCCCAGCUCAGGCAAGCCAUACAGUUCUAUACAGAUCUCCCGGCCAGCUCCUGCUGAAGCUCCAGAAUCGGCAACACGACCAGUUGCAUUGCCGGCACAGUAUCAACUGCCGCCGCAGUACACUGCUCCAGCUCCCGCGCCUCGUUAUAUAAAUACGCCUUCUGUAAAUCAAGCCUCGCAGCAACAGUACCCGCAAUAUCAGCCCCCGUCACAACAAUAUCAGCCCCGUCCGCAACAAUAUCAGCCUUCUCCGCAGCAAUACACGGCUGCAGCUCCUCAGUAUAAUGCCCCAGCUCCGCCGCCACCUCAAUAUACCCAACCAGCUCCUAUUCAAUACCAGUCAAAAGAACCGAGCACACAGUACGUGCCGACAUCGAACCCAGGGGUACAAUACGCCCCUGCUAUAACACCCCCAUACACGUCUUUAACACCGCAGCACAGGUCAUCAAGCAUCUCGUAUCAACCACAACUGCCAGAAGCUAACCUGCCACAGGUUGCCCCUCAGCCAUUCGGAGGACCGACGUCUACGGCAGCCUUAACUCAAUUCCAGCCACGUUAUCAAAACCCAGCGUCACCUGCCUAUCCGAAUGCACUCGCUGCUCCCCAAACCUACAAUGCGCCUUCAUCAGCCAGCCAGACUCCUGUAGCUGCACCAGACUACAUUCCUUCUGUUCAAAACGUUAAGUACCAGUAUGGAUCCGGUGCUGAGCUAGCUUUUGCUUCGCAGUUGUCCAUUUUUGGCCAACAGAAUGGUCGUCUAAGUUGAAUACCAUGAUAGGUAGAUAAUGUUAAAAAAGACCCUUCGAACGUACUGUACAUACUCGCCUGAAUAUCUGUUCCACCGGCAAAACAUAGCUACAAAGUAUCUGUUCAAAUGAAUUAACCUCAAAGGCAGUUGUUGCGAGGUUACAGCAUCCUUUAUCAUCCUGGUGUGCCAUCGCUAUUGUCGUUGCUUGAUAAACACAGAAUCCUUCAUUAAAAUUCCAACAAGAAAGAGUACAAGUCCCAAAAUAAAGGGACAAUGCAUUGUUCCAAUAAAUAUAACAUUUUAUGUUAUAAUCAUGGAGACAUCAAGAAAAUAAAGAUAUCUUUGUUUGGCUUGUGAACCAAUAA